UAGACCUAGAGCACCACUUAUGCCUCUUAACUCUCGGCAACAAACUUGGCCUUUCGCCCCCAAACCUCCCUGAUUCCAAGGUCAAACGGGUUCUCGACUUGGGCACUGGCACAGGCAUUUGGGCAAUUGACUUUGGAGAUGAGCACCCCGAGGCUGAGGUGAAUAGAGAGUAGUCGCAGAGCCAAAGUCUUCCAACUGACACUAUACCACCUAGAUUAUCGGUAUAGAUCUAUCUCCCAUUCAGCCGAGCUUGUAAACAUGGUGUGCGAUUGUGGUCGUCACGUUAACUAACAGCUAUCCAGUGUUCCCCCAAAUGUCCGAUUCCUCAUUGACGACAUAGAUGAGGACUGGGGUUAUUCCGAGCCGUUUGACUACAUUCACAGCAGAAUGAUGAACUUUAGUGUUCAGAACUGGACUGUUUAUCUGCGCAAAAUCUUCCAGAAUCUCGCCCCGGGCGGCUACAUUGAGCUGCUGGAGGUUGAUGGUUUCUUGAUGUCCGAUGACGGUACUCUUACCGAAGACCAUGCCCUUUGGAAAUGGUGCAAUCUUCUACGCGAAGCAGCAGCCAAAUUGGGCCGGCCUUACGAACAAACCGAUAAAUUCAGGGAGAUCAUGGCCGAGGUCGGAUUCACCGAGGUCGUCGAAACCCGUUUCAAGUGGCCGACAAACCACUGGGCAAAGGACAAGAAAUACAAAGAACUCGGGACGUGGAAUAAUGAGAACACAGCCCGUUUUCUUGAGGCGGCCACUUUGGCGCCGUUCACGAGAGUUCUUAAAUGGUCUAAGGAAGAGGUUCAUAUUUUUCUGGCUGAUGUGAGGAAGGAAUUGAACGACCCGAAGAUUCAUGCCUACUCGCCAAUUUGCUCGGUUUAUGGAAGGAAGCCUGAGUCCUGAGGAAUAUAUGCGGGUCAUGUAGUGCUUGCAGAAUUCUAGGAAUUUGCCGGUUUUUCCAGGCUUUUGGUGGAUGUGACGCAUGGCCAGCUACAAUCAAUAAAUAACGUAUUCGAGCUUUGAACUUCUCCAAAUUCACGCUAAAGAUUUGGAGCUGAUGUGGGAUCGCACCAUCAAGGCCAUAUGUGAUCCCCUGCUGCAAAGGUCGAUGUCCGCUUCGCCACGCAAACACAACGUUCAAGUCAGCACCAGCACUACGAUCGUCGUAUCUGUUAAAUGGGGAAUUACUACUUGGGUAGGGCCUAGAGAC
Messenger RNA from Fusarium redolens, 1201 nucleotides. RefSeq names its product S-adenosyl-L-methionine-dependent methyltransferase. The transcript is spliced from 3 exons. The coding region runs from base 388 to 894 and encodes 168 amino acids. Lineage: Eukaryota; Fungi; Ascomycota; Sordariomycetes; Hypocreales; Nectriaceae. The record is from RefSeq and is a predicted model, not a curated record.